Fusarium falciforme is the source of this 801-nucleotide messenger RNA. RefSeq lists its product as hypothetical. The transcript has a single exon. NCBI's taxonomy places the organism in Eukaryota, Fungi, Ascomycota, Sordariomycetes, Hypocreales, Nectriaceae. The record is from RefSeq and is a predicted model, not a curated record. The coding region runs from base 1 to 801 and encodes 266 amino acids.
AUGGGCAACUCAGAGUCAAAACCCGGUAUCGCUCCUCAAAUGUCCCCCGAAGGCCAACAAAAGGGCGUCCCUCCAGUCAUCCGUGCAACAUACCAAAACACCUGGUCAAAACUCGCCUGCUGGACCAGCGUCUCCCUUAACCUAGGCGAACCCGACGCUAAACCUACAUACUCCGUCAGUCUCCCCAAGGGCUGGUACGGAGACAUCAUUUUGCACAACGGACCCAGCACAGGAUCUGCACCUCUUGCAAGCGGGACGAGGGACCGUGUGUGCAGAAGCUCAGACUAUUCCAUCACACUACCACCACUACCCGGUUCCGACUUUGAUGGCGGUUUAGAGAUCCUGCGCCGUCCUUCUGGCAGAAAAGGAAGAUGGUGGUUCGGUAUUCAAGUCGGCCACGGCGCCGGACGACACGUUGAGCGAUUCGAAUGGCGUCGCUCUCACGGCAGCGAAGUCAAGAGUGUCGGCCAGUCAAGAUGGGGCUGGAAGCUCGUCCGGCUAGGAAGCAACAAGGAAGAGGACUACUCGAGCGACGAGGACAUUCCCGACGACAGAGACGGUUUCACCAGUGACGGAAAGGAAAUUGUCGCCGUGUGGGCGGGAAGCAGCUGCUGGAAGAUCUCGGGCGUGGGAGAGCUCCAGUUCAGAGGCAGUGGCCUCACUGGUGAGCUGGGAACGGCAUGGGCACUGAUGGUUGUCAUGAGCUGCAUGGCAAUCUGGCAAAAGACCAUGCGAGACAUGGCAACCGCGGGUGCCGCUAGCAGUGCCAGUUCAUCCUCUGCUGCUGCUGCGGCGGUAUAG